This is a messenger RNA of Mercenaria mercenaria, 3964 nucleotides long. RefSeq lists its product as uncharacterized. The transcript has 10 exons. Gene Ontology annotation, molecular function: 1-phosphatidylinositol-3-kinase regulator activity. Gene Ontology annotation, cellular component: phosphatidylinositol 3-kinase complex. Gene Ontology annotation, biological process: phosphatidylinositol phosphate biosynthetic process. The record is from RefSeq and is a predicted model, not a curated record. Lineage: Eukaryota; Metazoa; Mollusca; Bivalvia; Venerida; Veneridae. Bases 192 to 2102 code for a protein of 636 amino acids.
CUAUUUUCGUACAGGGAAGUAAACUCUGUUUAUUGUGUGUCAUUUUGUGAAAAUUGGAUUUAAGUGUCUACAUAAUUCAAUAGUCAUAGUGAACUAUUUAAAAUACCGCAAAAAAUGCUGUUUGUUUCUCACUAAGAACAUCAUGACAGAGUGAAUUUUAAUUGGUUUAUUUAUUUUAUUAACAUUCAAUUAUGGCUGAGCGCCACGGUGGCAUGGCUCUAAAUAUAUCUCCUGGUGACCCGCCACAACCUUCUCCAAGAUCACCUUUUACACGUGCAUGGCCAACGUUCAACCAGAAUGAUCUAAAUAAAUCAACACGAGCAGACAGUAUUGACGACAACACUAAAGUACCUGGAUAUGACAACAAUUUACCUACUAGUUCAAAUGAUCCACACAAUAGGCGAGGACGUACCAAGCGGAGAAAUCGGCGUUACACGUUGUCAAUUUUUGAGAAGGAAUUAGAGGAAGCUAAGAGGCUUAUAGAAGCUAAAGUAGAUCCUAGUCACCAUGGUUAUGACAUUUCCGCUACAAAUACAUAUGACAAUAACAAAGCAAAGCUUCUAAAUGAUAAUUUGGAUAACAGAUCAAGUGAUACUGAGCCUAAGGCGCCGUAUAUACCGCCGAGGAACGAUAGCCCGAGACCUUACAGUAGGCCUGAGAAGGUUUACGCACGCUAUGUUCAAGAAGGGGACAGAAAUCUCAUGCUUAUCUAUGAACCAAAAGAAACCAAAUCUGAAAUCUAUUAUAAACAAGUUGGUAAUAAGAAUGUUAUUGUACAUCUAAAUUUGAGUUCUAACCUGUGCCAGCUCAUUGAUCCAGUUAACAAGGGCAUCAUACCUCUAGACAGUGAGGGUGAAGUUUGGUUAGAAAUAAAACGCCGGAGUCAGUUACAAUCUGACGACAUGUCAGAUGUGACGUCAUUGUCGGAUAAUGUGUUCGAAAAUCAUAUACACAGCGGGGUAAGACGGGAAAAUGAUUAUGUUGCGAACAUUCCACGUAACGACAGUUAUGUUGAAGGAAAGAUUGGCCGACGUGAACCAACUGAAAACUCGGACAUGGGAGAUAUAAGUAACGAAAAAUAUUAUGAAUUUGACACACCAGAAGACGACGAGGAACCGUAUAACACAAUCAGUAUAAAAGAACGAGGUGACUCUUUAAUGAUAAAGUUUGAAAAAUGGAAUCAACAUGGCGUACUAAACCCUGAAAGUCUAAAGGAUUCCCCGAUUCUGAGUCAUGACAAGGUGAUAGAUUUUUUAAAAAAUAAAGGAAAUGAUUUCGAUAUGAGUAUUUGUGACUGGGAGUAUGAAAAGGAGGAGUCUGUCUACAGUUACAUCUCUUCAAAUCUAGCACUAGUUGAAAUAAAUGAAGAUUAUACUGAAAUUCCACCGGAUAUACAACAAUAUCGUCGACCACGUGUCAAGGAACUGGAAGAACGCGAGGCUUCAACAUUCGGGCAGUCAGGCGAUCCAUGCUACGACUCCCCUAUAGAAGAACAUAAAGCAGACGAAGGUGAGACAGAGAUUUAUUCAAGAAUAAACAAGCUUGGAAUUAGGGCAACUAAUGAAAAAGAAAUACACCGGUCGAUAUCGGACCCUGCUAAAAUGAGAGCACCUCCUGUAGAAAAUAAAGAAAUGAGUAAGCAAAAGGUGGUUUCCAGAACCAGUGAUCCGGAAAAAUAUUUGAAAAAGCCUGGAGUACCUGCUAGACCGCCAAAACUUCCUCCAAAACCAGCAGAUCUAAGUCAACACAAAUGGUAUCACGGAAAAAUAGAAAAAUAUGUCGCUAAAGAAAGAUUGAAAGGAAAAGGGCAUGGCAGUUUUCUGGUACGGGACUCUGCAAAUAGCAGGGAUACAGCACACCAGUACACUAUAGAGUUUAUAGAUGGUAAUGCUGUGAAGAAACUUAUGAUUAUGAAAACCAAGGAUAAAUAUCACUUUAAGGAAUAUGAAGAUAAGACCAGUGAGAAAAACGAAGUUCACAUUGAGAAAUUUGAUCGUGUGGAGUACUUGAUACAGACCAUCAUGACUAACGGGCUCGAGGUGAAGGACAGCACGUGCAAUACCUGGAAAAAUAUAAAAGUGAAACCAGUGCAACAUCCGUAGCCAGUGCUUUUAUGGAGAAACAAUUUAGUGUGGAACUUAUACAUCACGCAACACACGCACACACACACACGCGCGCGCACGCACUCUUAAGAAUUGGUACAUAUAGUUUUUUCUCAAAUCCGAAUUUGUUUAUAGGACCUCAGUGUUUGAAUAUUUAUUUGUAUAAAAUAGUUGAAUCUAUUUCUGAAAAAUCAGUCCUCAACCCUUAGUGUGUGUUUCGGGUAGAUAUCAUUUAAAAGUUUAUUUAUUCUGCCGUCGUCGUUCACUUGCUUACAACAUGUUGGUUGAACUUUAUUGAUACUUUGCAAAAAGCUUUGGUGAAGUAAAGUUUGCUAGUUUUGUUAUAGCUAGAGAUUUUUGCAGCUCUUUGAAUAUUUUGAAGUUCGUUUAUUAUGAUGGCAAGCGAUCGUGGGGGAAUUACAAAGUAUAAUAAAGUCAAAACUCAUGUACUACUCGGUAAAAAAAAAUAAUGCAUCCUUAUAAAAGUUUUAAGAAGUAUACAAUGAUAUAACUGUGUGAGAACAUAGUUUUAGUUAGGUUAAAAAGAUAAAACUCAGUUGAUAUAUGUUUAUGGGAUUAACACUGCAGCCAGACCUAUGAUUGUGUCAGCACUGUCAGACAACAUGUGGUGGUUGAGUUUCGCACCAACUCUUUUUGAGGAAAAUAGUCAACCGAUGUUGGUAUCUGACUGAAGCGAACCAUAUUACCGGAAGCUAUGAAGCUUCUAGGCGACUUGAAUGUCUCCUGUUGGUAACCGUGUACAGUUAUUAGCCAGUUAAGCCUCUGAUUUGAUUUUUCUUAUUAUCACUUAUAUUUUCAUUUCAGUACAUGUUUAAAUCUAUGAUAAUCUAUAUUUAAUUUAUUACGGUCAAGUCAAGUCAAUACUUUUAAUUUAUCUGACAUCUAUUACCUACUGUCUUAAGUCUAAUGCCAUUUGCCUGUUUAUUUGCUUAUUAUUUUGUUUUUGCACCUCUUAGUACGUUGUAUUUGUUAGCUCGCAAAAUAAUUUUUGAUCUCUUUUCAGUGCAUAUACCUCGAAAUAUUCAAAUUCUUAAAAUAUCAAAAUUGUACAAUCAACCAAACAACUAUAACUCAUUUACUUUUGAUUUACAUACAGGCUCCGCUCUGGGAAGUAGAGCAACCCAUUUGUAUGUAUUUGUUUGAAUGCUUUUACAGAUCUGAUGUAUGCAUGCGUGUAUAAAAUAUACAACAGUAUAUGAUUGAUUAAACUAAAAAAAUGAUUUUUUUACCCAGAAUAUCUCUCGUUAAUUAUGGUGCUACAUACCACCAUUCUUGUGAAGAGCCAACAGGUUCUGUUUCUAUGUUCUUGCAUGAUUAUUUAAACCAAUGAUAUGUUAAUAUAUUUUUGUUGAAAUGUUUCUCUUGCACUGCAUUUAUAAUUGUUCCGUUGCCAUAUUUCCGUCAGUGUAGAUGUUAAUGGCUACCUUUCGUUAGAAACUCUGCUUUGUAUUUCCAAUUCACAAUAUUAUUGCAUUCUAUACCCCAUCAAGUUACAUUGGUUCAGGAAACGGCAAUAUUUUCCAUACACUUACGUCUGAAUUUCAUAUCGGGUUCGUGACGUAAUUAAAUGUGUGUCGUUACAUUAAUUGUUUUAUUUAGUUCCGUACUGCCAAUCUUAUUCAGGCUAUUGAACAAAUUCAUAAAAUUUACAUUACAUUUAUACGUGUAGAUAUGCAUUCGAUUGUGAAUUCAGACAAAGGUGUGUAAUAAAAUGUACCUCUAAAGCCGACUAUAUUGCAUCAAUUCUGUUUUAUGCUACUUGAUAAAAAUAAUGCAUUUGUUGUUGUUGUUGUAUUUUUGUUCGUAAUCUUUGAUGAUAGUAAAAGAUGGAAGACUGGUUA